CUAUAACGAAUAAUUUGUUGGUUCGUUGUGUUUUUGUGUCUCUGUCUGUGUGCGUGUGUGUGUUUGUGGAGAGGAUGACUGUCAAGAGGAGAGAGCCGGGGAGGAAGAGGCGCAGCGAUGAACCCGCCUAAUGAGUGUUUGCGAGGCGUCACUCCGGGACGCAGCCGCUCGCUGCUGUAACAGCGCCGAUAUAAGCCAGGGCUUGGCUGCGAUGUCUGUGUGACAGCGAUCAGCCGCUGGCUCCCCGACAGCAGACGGAGCAGCGAGAGUGCGUGUGUAUUCCUGGUCUUCCUUGUAUGGAAACUGGUGCUGGACCGAGAGAGGGAGAGAGAGGGGAGUCGAGCAGCCGGGUGACUCUGGGCGGUGCAGCGGGGCACCACCGGCGGCCGGCUACACCCAGGACAAAUCUCCAACCCAAAAGAGAACAACAACAAGAACAAAACACAAAACUCGGCUCUUGUUGUGGAGAUCGAACCGGGGCUGAUGGCGGCUCCUCACAUCACCUGCUAAUGUUAUAGUUUGAGAUUACUACUGUUUCCUGCUCCUGCUGGAACCUCCUUCCCCUCUCUCCCUGACAUCAACUUGGGGCAGAUUGAUUUAUUUUAGGGGGAUUUAUACACCCCCUCCCCCCUCCCCACCUCGCACCUUGUUUGUGAGAUGCAUUCACAGUGGAAGAUGGCUGCGUCCAGGAGCUCAGCCUGCCUAAUAGCAGUUAUACAGUUGUGCCUGAUGCUAUCUUGCACAUCACAAGAGAGCUUUCCACCAGCAAACGAUAUUCGGUCCUGGGCGGAGAAGAUGAAGGAGGAUCUUGUGAAGUUGGUCCGUAGUGCCAGUGGAGUCGAUCAGCUGGAACAGAUUUACUUAAGAAAUAGACAACACUACACCAUCGAAUCGAAUAACGCGCAGCGUUUGGUCGAGAGUGCAGCCAGAGAAAUCGAAAAGCUGCUGAGCAACAAAGUGAAGGCCCUAAAGAGACUGGCAGAAGCAGCAGAGGAUUCUCAGCAAAAACACAUGUGGAAAGAAGAGUUUGAGGAUAAUGAUGUUGUAUACUACAAUGCAAAAGAUGACCUGAUGAGUGUGUUAAAGCAAGACUACAGAUUCAGGAGGUUCAAGUCUGAUAGAAAUGAAAGCCGCCCAAGGAUCAAACCUGACUUUCAAUUCAACCAAGACUUCCGUCGUCGUGUGGACUUCAACAACACCGCUGUCCACAUCCCCACCGACAUCUACGAGGGCUCAACUAUUGUUUUAAAUGAACUCAACUGGACAGCUGCACUCGAGCCUGUGUUCAAACAUAACAAGAUGGAAGAUCCUACGUUAAUGUGGCAGGUUUUUGGAAGUGCAACCGGCCUGGCUAGGUAUUAUCCAGCAUCGCCCUGGGUGGAUCUAACAAAGUCUGCCAACAGGAUUGAUCUGUACGAUGUCCGGAGAAGACCAUGGUACAUUCAGGGAGCUGCUUCACCCAAGGACAUGCUGAUUCUUGUAGAUGUGAGCGGCAGUGUCAGCGGACUGACAUUGAAACUAAUUCGGACGUCGGUUUCCGAAAUGCUGGAAACGCUCUCUGAUGACGACUAUGUGAAUGUGGUUUCUUUCAACAACAUAGCAAAAUCUGUGAGCUGCUUCAGACACCUUGUGCAAGCUAAUGUCCGAAAUAAGAAGGUCCUCAAAGAUGCAGUUAAUCAAAUACAGGCGAAAGGAAUCACUGAUUAUAAAAAAGGCUUUAUAUUUGCUUUUGAGCAGUUGAUGAAUUUCAAUGUAUCCCGAGCGAAUUGCAACAAGAUCAUCAUGUUAUUUACAGAUGGCGGGGAAGAACGAGCCCAAGAAAUCUUUACAACAUACAAUCAGGAGAAAAAAGUGCGAGUGUUCACUUUUUCAGUUGGUCAGCACAACUACGAUAAAGGGCCGUUGCAGUGGAUGGCCUGCACUAAUAAAGGCUACUUUUUUGAAAUCCCUUCCAUUGGAGCAAUUCGUAUAAACACACAGGAAUAUUUGGACGUACUGGGGAGACCGAUGGUUUUAGCCGGCACAAAGGAGAAGCAAGUUCAGUGGACCAACGUGUACCUGGACGCACUGGAACUCGGUCUUGUUAUCACAGGAACUCUGCCAGUCUUCAACCUAACGAAAGAUGCUAGUGGAAACCAGAACCAGUUGAUUCUUGGCGUAAUGGGCAUUGAUGUAUCUCUAGCUGAUGUAAAGAGGCUCACACCGCGUUACACUCUUGGGCCUAAUGGAUAUUAUUUUGCAAUCGAUCCUAAUGGUUAUGUAUUGCUUCAUCCAAAUCUUCAGCCUAAGUCAAUUGGUGUCGAGACCCCAAAGGUUAAUUUAAGAGAGAGACAUCCGAAGGCACAGAAUCCCAAAUCUCAGGAGCCCGUCACUUUGGAUUUUCUAGAUGCUGAACUGGAGAAUGAAAUUAAGGUUGAGAUACGACAUAGCAUGAUAGAGGGACAAAAUGGUGAGAGGGCCCUCGACACACUCAUCAAAUCUUACGAUGAGCGAUAUAUUGACAAAGGGACUCGAACAUACACUUGGACUCUAGUGAAUAGUACAGAUUAUAGUUUGGCUUUGGUGCUACCACCUUAUGGUUCUCACUACAUCAAAGCCAAAUUAAACGAGGCUAUCAUCCAGGCUCAACAAUUACAGUCAAUAAUGCCCGAUAGCUUCGAAACUGCAGGAUAUGUAUAUCUCGCACCAAGGGAAUACUGCCAUGGACUGACUCCUUCAACCAACAACACAGCGUUCCUGGAGAACUUUAUUAAUCUUAUCGACCGCCAGACUCCCAGUUCACCGAACUGCAAGACUGAUCUGAUCUUUAAUCUUUUGCUUGAUGCUGGAUUUACAACUGAGCUGGUUAUAAACUAUUGGAACAAAACAAGGCCGGCUGGAGUUCUUGCCAGAUUCGUAGCAACUGAUGGUGGCAUCACACGAAUUUACCCUAAAAGUGCUGGAGAAGAGUGGACAGAAAAUCCUGAGACCUAUGAAGCAAGCUACUACAAAAGAAGCCUUAACAACAACAUGUACAUCUUCACUGCCCCUUACAUCAACAAAACCUGGGAUGGAAUACAGAGCAGCGUAGAAUCUGGCAUCAUGGUCAGCAAAGCGGUCGAACUCAAAAUUGACGGAAAACAUCUGAAGCCUGCAGUAGUUGGAGUGAAGCUCGAAGUGAAUGCCUGGAUGGAAAACUUCACAAAAGUAGUUAGUAAGAGCAAGUGUUACCGAGAGAUCUGUGACUGCACAAAGAAUAGCAAGCACUUUGACUGUGUUAUAUUGGAUGAUGGUGGAUUUCUGCUAAUGUCAAACCAAGACGAUUACAUCGCAAAGAUUGGCAAGUUCUUCGGUGAGAUUGACCCAAGCUUGAUGAGACGUCUUCUGAACACAUCCCUAUACGCCUUCAACAAGUCCUAUGAUUUCCAGUCAGUGUGUGAUCCAGAAAGUGAGACAAAAGCAGCGGCAGGACUUCGUUCUGUCUACGUUCCCAGCAUAGUCGAAAUUUUGAAUAUAGGUUGGUGGGCAUCCACUGCGGCAUGGUCUCUGCUGCAGCAGCUAUUCCUCACCCUUACCUUCCCACACUUUCUGGAAGCAGUUGAUGCAGAUAUCGAUGAUUUCUCCGAACCCUUAUCAAAGUCAAGCUGUAUCACUGAACAGACUCAGUAUUACUUUUAUGACAAUGAAUCUUCCUUCAGUGGACUUGUGGAUUGUGGCAACUGCUCAAGGCUUUACCAUGCGGAGAAACUCUCCAACACAAAUCUGGUAUUUUUACUGGUGGAGAGUAAGCAUACAUGUCAGUCAUGUGACACAAAGUCUCUCAUGCAAGCAGAGCAAAAAUCUGUUGGACCAGAUCCUUGUUUUUUAGCUAAGAAUCCCAGACAUAGGAAAGGUCCUGAAGUAUGCUUUGAUUCUGAUGAGCAUGAUGAGCCUAUAUGCACAACAAGUCGUGCCCCUGCCGUGGCAUCAGCUCCUCUCUUCAUUUUACUGCAAGUUUUGAUGUGGUGCGGAGGGAGGAUGACACUGAGUGUGGCGGGAGCUCUAGUCUGAGCCCAUCCUUAUGGUCAAUGAUAGGAAUCCAGCUUGUUCUGCUCUGGCUGCUAAGUAGUGCCAGGCCUUAUCCAUCAUGACCGCAGAGAACGGACAUCCAUCUCAGCUUUCUAGAUCCACCACUCUGUAGCCUUGGAAACUUUUGUCCCCAGGCAGUAGAAGACUGACCAUAUUCAUAUCCUGGUGUAUCACUGUGUGAAAGAUUCAUCUAUGACUCUCCAUAUGAAGAAUGGUUAAGGUGCUCCAUUGACGAGUUUAAAAGAAAUUUAACGGUCAUACAAUGGUAGCAAAUUGGAUUGUCAGUACUGAAACCUGCCAGGCAACCUAUGGGAACGUUAAUGCAUUUAUACAAAAGAAACAAAUGAUUAAAAAAAUCUAGAUUUACUUAUCAUCAGGUUCAUUUUUUUGUUUAACUGACUUGAAUUCGGAUGAAGGAUAUUUUUAGUUCAUGGCUUACAUUGGCAGCCUGUAACUAAUUUGAACACCAUUUAAAUGGGCAGGUAACAUGUAAGCAUGGCCACCUGUCCUAAUGGUAAUAUACAUUGGAAAGCUUAAACAUUACGAAGGAGUAAUUGCAACCAUUUCAAGCACCAAAGGCCACUGAUUAUUCCGUGGCUUUAUAUACCAUUAUGUUAUCAUUUGCUGUUCUGUUACCAAAGGAUGCCUGUUGCCCUCCUUUCCUUCCAUUAAGCCAUAAUUCAAUGCCUGGCGCCCUUCAUGUUUGCUGAAGCAAAUGCUUAAUGAUUGUUGUACCCCACAUAAGAAAUAGUGCUAAGGCUUGUGAAUGAAAAAGCUGUCAUUGUGGCAAUUGAGUUUGGACACUGAUGCUUUUUUUGCAUGAGAUGCUGCUACUAUUUUCUCUUUUUGUUUCAAUAUUGGAGUAUAGUUAAUGUGCAAGGGCGAUUGAGUGAGUGAAAUGUUGUUGAUGUGGAAUUUAGAUAAUAUGAUGUGAUAUAACUGUUUCACUUAAAGCAACUGAAUAUUGUCAAACAUACCUCUCUCAAAGUGCAGUGAACAGGCUGAAAGAUUGGGAAUGAUACUAAAAGCCAUUCCAAAAUUUAGAUUAUAUAUUUUUGAAUGGCUAGUAUUAAUUUGAAGGCUGGAUUAUGACAAUCUACUUCUGAGGAAUAUCUGUAACACGAGUUGUGUUAGUCAUUUAAUUGAAGUACAGGAAAAUUCCCAAAUUGUUUGGAAUGCAGCAAAUGAAAUUUGAAUUUAUUCCAAAAUAGAUUAAGCUGAAAUUUGGAAACCAUUUGAUUCUAUGGGGAAAUUAAAGAACAUGAGGCGCAAUUUGGGAUUUCAUAUCAGUCAGAUAAUCAUUGUAUUUACCUACAAAUCAUGCUGCUGAUACCAACCCUAGACAUUGUAAAGACUGCAAAACCCCAAAAGGUGUGCCUUCAAGUUGAAUAGAGCUUUGGGCUAAUAUUAAGGAUUUCCAUUUCACGCUUCAGCUUGACGGUGCAGAGCAUUUACUGAGAGGAUACAAGUUCUUUAUUUCAAUGUAAAAUCAUUACUCCAAAGUAUUUAUUCUGAAAUAUAAUAAUUGCUCUGUCAACAUCAGCUGCCCGGGGCUAUAGGGUGGGAGAAUUUUCCUAAAGUAAAUAAUUAAAAUGACAAAAUAAUUUAAACUGCAUCAGUAAAAAAAAAAAAGAUGGCAGCAAAUCACUGCAACGUUUUGGUUGUUUGGGUCAUCUAUUUUUAUUCAAAAACAGAGGUACGCUGUAAAACGUCUGCAAGAGCGAUUCAGUAUUUCAUGAUGUGUAAGUAAUAAAAUGUUAAUGUGUACGGAAA
Messenger RNA from Amblyraja radiata (thorny skate), 5820 nucleotides. RefSeq names its product voltage-dependent calcium channel subunit alpha-2/delta-1. Gene Ontology annotation, cellular component: L-type voltage-gated calcium channel complex. The record is from RefSeq and is a predicted model, not a curated record. Bases 658 to 4029 code for a protein of 1123 amino acids. The transcript is spliced from 41 exons. Lineage: Eukaryota; Metazoa; Chordata; Chondrichthyes; Rajiformes; Rajidae. Gene Ontology annotation, molecular function: voltage-gated calcium channel activity.